GCUGCAGACUGCGGUUCGAUGGCGCCCUCUGCAGGCCAACUUCUGAAUUACAUCUGCGGGAGAGAGAGCUCCGUGUCCCUCCCGUUCGUUCUCUCCAGCGCCGCUUUGCUGUCCGUUCUGCUGCUGCUCUUCUGCUCUUUCUUCAAGAAAAUAAAAACACUAGAUUUCACUGAGAAUAAAAAGCGAAGUGAAGGCUCGGUUCCCACUGCGGUGGCUGUAAAGAUGAACGUUCCAACAGAGCAGAGGAAUAGAGCACAAAAUGAAGAUACAGAAGGAGAUCCGAAGCAGAAAACCGGAUCCAAGGGUGUGGAGAACGUCGAUGGCUUCCGGCAAAGCAAACUAAGUAAUAAUAAAUCUCCGGACAUAAAAGACAGAGCUCUCCCGUUACCACCGCAGAGCGACGCCGCCGGAGAGGGCCAAUCCAGUGGCAGCAGCGCCGACGACCCGUUGUAUGACUUUAUAAGCGAAGAGGAACCAUCGGUUUCACAGCUACAGUCGCCAGAGCCGUGCCACAAUAACGUUCUCCCCGGGGGAGAGGAUGAAGACGACGCGCACGAAGCUGAAGACACGAGCGCGGCCCCCGUUUAUUCCGUAAUUCAGAAGAACAAGACGGUAAAAGCAAAGCAGGGGGGCGCACGAAGCAGCUUGAACGCUCCGACCAAAGAACAUACGUUGUGUCAACAGGUAGAUGAUGGUCAGCUUGGUAGAUCUGAGACAAAGGAUGCGACACAAGCCAAGGGAGGUCCACCUGUGUCCAAGAAGGCAUCAAAUCCUUUGCAGAUCUUAGACAAGGUAUCGAUGAUGUACAACAAAGCCAAGUGGAAGACCUCUCCGGGCCAACCCCGGCAACCCUCUGCAAGAUCUUCCGCCAGCGACAAAGCCGAAGAACCGCCGCCUCUCCCAGACAGGGCGUUUGAUCCGGAGGAGGAACUUCAGUAG
Messenger RNA from Spea bombifrons (plains spadefoot toad), 939 nucleotides. RefSeq lists its product as uncharacterized. The transcript has 4 exons. The coding region runs from base 19 to 939 and encodes 306 amino acids. Lineage: Eukaryota; Metazoa; Chordata; Amphibia; Anura; Pelobatidae. The record is from RefSeq and is a predicted model, not a curated record.